This is a messenger RNA of Scheffersomyces stipitis CBS 6054, 1845 nucleotides long. RefSeq lists its product as uncharacterized. NCBI's taxonomy places the organism in Eukaryota, Fungi, Ascomycota, Pichiomycetes, Serinales, Debaryomycetaceae. The record is from RefSeq and is a predicted model, not a curated record. The transcript has a single exon. Bases 1 to 1845 code for a protein of 614 amino acids. Gene Ontology annotation, cellular component: Golgi membrane. Gene Ontology annotation, biological process: vesicle-mediated transport; intracellular protein transport.
AUGACUCUCAAUCUCGCUAAAGUGAGCAAUGUCUACUUCGAGAAGCUCUUUGCUGUUCAGCGAAAUGAACUGAGCACAAACUCGGAGAUUAAAGCCAAAGUUUUGUUGGUAGACAAAUUCACCACACCCAUAAUCUCUAUGUGCUAUACGCAAUCGCAAUUGCUCCAGAACGAUAUCAUUUUGAUAGAGUUAAUCGAAAACCAAAGCACGCUCAAUGUCAUGAAGCAUCUAAAUUGUAUCGUCUAUAUAAAACCGACACGAGAAUCGAUCCAGAGUUUGAUCAAGGAAUUGAACAAUCCUCAUUUCAGCAAGUAUCAGUUGUUCUUGAACAAUACCAUUAGCAAAGGAGAGCUUGAACGUUUGGCUGAAGCAGAUGAAUUUGAAGUCAUCAAUCAGGUGACUGAGAUUUUCCAAGACUACCUAAUUUUGAACGACAACUUGUUCACGAUCAACGUCAGCGAGCCCAUAGCCAAUGCCAUUAAUCCAGUCGUAGAAGAAUCUAAUAGUCUUGUCAGUUUGUUACUUUCCUUGAAGAAAUGUCCCAUUAUUAAAUAUGAGUCCAAUUCCUUGGAACUUAAACGUUUGAGCUCAGAAAUCUUGUAUAAUAUCAAUUCCAAUUCCAACAACAACCUCUUUGACGACUUGAAUCGCAAGUCGGAUAGACCCCCCUUAUUGCUUUUACUAGACCGUAAGAAUGAUCCCAUUACGCCAUUGAUAACGCCAUGGACGUACCAGUCUAUGAUCCACGAAUUCUUAGGCAUCAAAAAGAAUAUUGUAGCCUUGACAGAGUCGAAGGAGCAGGUGACUUUGAACGAGUCGCAGGAUAAGUUCUACAGGGAGUCCAUGUACUUAAACUACGGAGACUUGACUGAAAAAUUCCAAAAAUACGUAGAAGAGUAUAAAAAAGAAACUAAACAGUCGUCUCUUGAAAACCUCAAGACGCAGAAUUUAUCAGAGUUGAAAAAGAUGUUAACCAAAUUCCCUGAGUUCAAGAAGUUGUCCAACAAUAUCCUUAAACAUUUAAACUUGAUUAGUGAAAUCGACAAGGAAAUCUCUAUACAAAACUUAUGGGAGAUUGGUGAAUUACAGCAGACCAUUAUUUGUGAACUUGACACCCACCAAGCUAUCAGGCAGAAGUUGACGGAAAUCUUGGACAAUCCAAAGGUGUCUACGACUAACAAAAUCAAAUUGGUAUUGUUGUAUUCGAUCAGAUUUCACAACACAAGCGAAUUGCAAAACUUCAUUGGCAAAUUGAACAAUCCGUUGGUCACUGAUCCUUUGCCCACGUUAUCGCAAAUUGCGUUAUUAAAAAAGUUCAAGACUCUUUUCAAUUCCAACUUCACCACUUCAACUAGCGGCCAGAAUAAUAGCAACAAUCUUGGAAAUAUCUUCCAAAACAAGAAGAUCAAUAUCAACAGCUUUUUCAACCAAAACAAGUCGAAUGACCCCAAAACUGAUAAUAUCUAUUUGCAAUAUACCCCGCGCUUGAAUGAAGUAUUGAACUCUUUGCUCACCACUACACAACUGGAAUCUGCCAUAGCCAUCAAAUCAUCCUUAUCCACUCUUAUUCCAGAUGCUGUCAGUUCCCAAUAUGGCAAUAAUAUCCAGAAUGAACCUGUUCAAGAUGUGAUCAUCUACGUAAAAGGUGGUGUAACUUUCGAGGAGGCAAGAUUGGUGUUUGAAUUGAGUGAAAGCAACAAGAAAAUCAACCUUGUCAUUGGUGGAGACAAUGUUCUCAAUAGUGAGAUGUGGAUGAAAGAGUUGUAUGAUCGCGUAAAUGACUCGGAAAUUCCUGGUACUGACCCGGCUACCGAUAGAAGAAAGCAACUUCGAGAGAUUCUAUGA